UCAUCUAAAUUGUACGAAUAUGUCCAGUGGCGAAUCGCCGGUGAAUCCGCAGAGCAGCAUAUGCCUGCUGUGGCUGGUCAUAUGCAAGACGGCCCGCUUCCAGUUCUCCAAUACGCUAACCAGCGUGAUCAUUGUGGGGCCCAUCGUCGUCUUCCUCGUUUAUGCGGCGACAGCUUUGUUCCGAGAGCCGCAAGAGGAGACGUCGGUGAAGUACCCGCCCGUCAACAUCACAACCAAAGUGCCGUACAUAUUCUACUCACCUGAGAACCUAGUCUUGGCUGCUGUCAUCGAGGAUGUCGUUCACGAUCUGAAGGCCGUGGGCAGUCAGGCCUUUGCCAGCGCCUCUGAACUGAAUAAUGCGCUGAUAGGAAAGGAUACAUAUGGCUACGUGGGCAUUGAGUUUGACGACAGCUUCAGCGACAUAAAUGAGCUUCCUGUUAAUGUCACGGUGGGCCUGCGUUUUCCGCUUCACCUGCGCAAGAAUCCCAAGAUGGUUUGGGACAACACUUCGAUCUUGAAGCACUCCAAAAUGGACAUUGAUUACUAUCAGGUGGAGGGAUUUUUGGUUGUGCAAGCCAAGCUCAGCGAGGCGUUGAUCAGGGCCAAAAACGAAGCCGUCGACCUGCCGGAAGUAAUCCUGCAACACUAUCCCGAUGUCGCGGAAGUGGACAACUUGGAUAAUAGGGUAGCUUUGUGCGGAGUUCUUUUCCUGCCCGUCACCAUAUCCGCCGCAUAUCUUGCCCAAAUGAUUGUGAUGGAAAGGCGCGAUCAUUUGAGGGACAUGCUGGAACUCAUGGGCGUGAGGGCAUGGAUAUACUGGUUGUCCUGGUUUCUGGUGGCCUUCCUGCUCCUGUCCAUUCCCACCGUAUUCAUGGUUCUCUUGCUGAGGUGGCGCUACUUUUCGCUGAGUGAUUCGUCGCUGGUGCUGUUCUUUCUGCUGGUCUACAACUUGGAGGUCCUCACGUCGGCCUUCAUGAUUUCGUCCUUUUUCUCGGACACGGUCGGCGUGCAAGUGGCCAUAGUGAUCGUGCACCUGGUUGGCUGCCUGCCAUGGCGCCUAUUGCUCAUGGGCUAUAAUCCCACUUUACCGCGCACCAUAUUCGUCUGCUUGUUCCUGAACAGCUCGUUGUCCAUGGGGCUGCAGCAGUUCAUUAAGAGCGAGAACCUCCGCUUGGGCAUGCACUGGAGUUGUCUCUUUAAGCGCACCGAUUGGGAUGAAUUUGUGCACCUGGGCCCCAUCCUCCUCUUCAUGCUGUUUGGCUGCGUGUUGCGCAUACUGGUGCUGGCUUACAUGGAACAGCUGAGGAGUUAUCGAAAUAGAAAGUGGUAUUUUCCGGUCCAGCGUUCAUUUUGGUGUCGAUGGAAUAGGCGACCUCGAUCCGAUGACUUCGAUGUCGAAGGGCAGGAGACGGGCAUCAGAGGCCAUCCCCUGAUCGUACAGGCCCGGAACAUUGAAAAGGUCUUCAACGAAUCGGUUGCAGUUAAAGAGCUCAAUCUGAACUUUUACCAAGACGAGAUCACCGUGUUUCUGGGCCACAACGAUUCGGGCAAGUCGACAAUCUUUAUGCUGCUGGCCGGCUUCUUAAGUCCCAGCGCCGGCGAAAUCACCAUCAACGGCUACGACCUGGCCACCAAUCAGAGGAAAGCACGACAAUCCAUGUGCAUUUGCCCGCAGCACAAUGUGCUGUUCGAGAAGGUUGACGCACGAUGGCACCUCCAGUUCUACUGCCGCCUCAAGGGACUGAGCCGGCGGGAGGCUUCUGCCGAGACGGACAAGUAUCUGGAGAUCGGCCGCUUGCAGGACUUUGCCAACACCAAGGUGAAGAAUCUGCCGAGCGGUAUUAAGCGUAUGCUCAUGCUGUGCUGCAAUCUGUGCGGAAACUCCAAGAUACUCCUGUUGGACGAGCCCGGCACCAGCAUGGAUCCUGCAAUGCGCAGCAGCAUGUGGGACCUGCUGCGGCGGGAACGCAAGGGUCGCUGCAUCAUCAUGGCCACGCACAACAUGCAUGAGGCCGAGGUGGUUGCGGAUCAGAUUGUGGUUCUGUGCGACGCCCAGGUGAUCGGAUACGGCACCAUGGGCUUUCUCACCCAGAUCGCGGGCACGGGCUCAUCUUACCUGCUGAUCUGCACCAAGAUGGACACGUGCUUUGUGGCGGAGGUGACGAACUUUCUGCAGAUCCGUUUUCCGGACAUCAAGCUGCACAACGAGUUCAGCAUUUACGUGACUUACGAGCUGCCCACCAAGCAUGUGGCGCAAUAUGCGGGCUUGUUUCUGGAGCUGGAGGAGGCAUUAGGCGAACUGAAUCUGGCAGAGAUCAGCGUGUGUGCCCCCACGCUGGGAAGUGUCUUUCUGCGGAUGGGGGAGGAUAUGAGGCAGUCCUGGAACCGAAUUAGCUCCUUUGACUUGCUGUCCAGUCCAUCGCCCAUGUCGUCCCUGCUCAAUCUCCUGCCCACCUUCGAAGUGCGCGAGGACGAUGGUAGCGUGAAGUGUUGCAACCAGUGGCGGGCGAUCGUGGGGAAGAAGAGUCUGUUCACUUGGCGCCACCGCAAGUUCUACUGCACGAUCAUUGCGACGCCAAUCAUCAUCUGCCUGCUCAUCAUCUCGUUUGCCAUCUUCAUCUUCCUGGUCGAUCAUCAUCUGUGCGAGCUGCUGGUCACGGAUUUGAGCAUCUACCCCAAGGCGGUCUUUGUGAUCGAUUCACCAGCGGAGGGGAAUAGGUUUGAACGACGCUACAUGGCGAAUGUCAUCGGGCAGGGAGGCACAGUUCGGAGUACGGCUGGUACUCCUAUCGAUGACUAUCUCCUGGCGGAGAUGAAGUCGGAUCAGGUGAAGGUGCAGCAUACGUUUUUGGCCGGCGCCACCUUCGACAGCGAAGCCAACUCGAUCGUCGCCUGGUCGAACAACAAGCUCAAGCACGGCUCUCCACUCUCAUUGGGCCUGGUGUACGCGGCCAUUGGGCAGGAGCUGGCCCAACUGGAUAUACGGAUUGUGAACAAACCGUACCAGGAUACGGUGCAGCAGGCAGUGCGGGGACUGAUCUACGCCAGCACCAUUGAGUUCGCCGUGCUUGUGUUCCAUUACCUUGUCCUGAGCACCACCAUCUUUGCAGUUUUGCCGAUCCUUGAGCGCCGGUCCAAAGUGCAGCAUCAGCAAUUCAGCAGCGGGGUGAGCAGGAGCACCUACUGGCUGUCGCACCUGUCCUGGGACUAUUGCUUUUACAUCGCAAUGAUCUUGCCUCUGAUCGUGGUCGCCGGAAUCACAAUAGGUUCCGUGUUGCCCGUGAUAGUUCAGUUGCUUGCCUUCGGGUUCUCCGCCAUUUCAUUCACCUAUAUGUUGUGCCUGAUGUCCCAUGAUUUCGGCAAGAUGUUCAGCAUUAUAUUGUACAUCAAUAUGAUAGGUGUCUUGGCCCUCUUCAUCCACCCAAAGAGUCCGCAAGCUCGGUACGCUGUUAUUGAGUCCGUGCUUUUGGUCCAUCCACAUUAUUCAUUGUGUUGCGGAAUGUAUGAGGCGAUACGUACGAGUACCUACAGCUUGAAGGCGCUACUUCACCUGAUAUUCGGCGGAGCGGUGUAUCUCAUCAUUGUGGUGUUCGCAUGGGUUCCGCGCCGACUAAACUAUGUCUUCAAGUCCAUUCGCAACGAAAAGAUAUACCCGCGCUACGAGGAUGAGGAUAAAGAAGUUGACAAAAUCCGGCGGAGAUUAGCCUACCUGACCACCGCGCAUUACGCCUUCUUUCCUCUGAUCCUGAAGAACCUAUCGAAGCGCUAUGGCAGCUUUGUGGCAGUACGGUCCCUAACAUUGGAUCUCAAUCCGUUCGAGUGCGUUGGCUUGCUGGGCAGGAAUGGGUCUGGCAAGUCCAGCACCUUCCGCAUGAUCGUGGGCAUGGAGUCGAUCACGGCGGGCAGCAUUCACAUCAAGGGCUACAGCCUGAAGACGCGUCCCAAUGACGCCUCGCGACACGUGGGCUUCUGUCCGCGGGAACCGAUGCUCUCGUCGUUCAUGACUGGCAAGGAUGCGCUGCGCUUCUGUUGCAUGAUCAACGGCAUUCGCAAGGAAUAUAUCAAGAGCUUGGUGGCGUCAUUGGCCGAGUGCUUUGAACUCGUGCCGCACAUGAACAAGCGCAUCAGCACAUACAGCAAUGGAACGAAGCGGAAGCUAAUGAUUGCCAUGGGCACCCUGGCGCCCUCGCUCAUGUGCCUGGACGAGCCCACCGCCGGCGUGGACAUGCAUGCCAAGUACGAGAUAUGGAGGAUUUUGGACGGCAUCCGCCAGGGUGGUCGCAGCAUUCUGCUGACCACGCACAACUUGGAGGAGUGCGAGUUUCUGUGCACCAAUGUGGGCAUCAUGGACCACGGCUCGCUGCUCUGCUACGGAUCCUUGUCGCGUCUGAAGCACCGCUUCAACAUGGGCAUUUUCGUCAAGGUGAAGAUGGGCACCAGAGCAGAAUUGGACGAUGACCGGGACAAUUGGAUGCGGCUCACUAUGAUGGCCCCAAACGAUAAUGAAAUGGGAAGCAUAGUGGGCGCUCGCCGCAUGAUGUUGGCGCACUUGCUUAGACAUCACAAUCCUCCAGUGGAACCAGUCAAGAAGUCGGGGACCAGUCGAGCCCAGCCGGACACCACAAAUUCGGAAUUGAACAUGCGCAAGGACUACGAGGCGUUGCUGCGGGAAUUGGAGGAGGUCUUCAAAAGGGACCAUCCAUACAGUACGGUCAGCGAGAAGUACUCCUACCGCGGCAUGAUCACCUUCUGCAUUCCCAGGGGGCAGAUCAAGUGGUCCGCCAUCUUCGACUACAUGGAGAACUUGAAGGAUGAGCUGCAGAUACUCUACUACUCGGUCAGUCAUACAACUUUCCAGGAUGUGUUCAUGGAGUUUGUGAGGAAGCACAAUCAAUAGAACCAUAAAUCCCCCAAUGAAUCACACAAAUGAAUGCUAUCCAAACGAACACCUUAUCGUAUCAGCGAAACUAUCUGUGAAAGCUUUGCUUCCAAAUGCUAACAAAUGGCCCAAAUCAUCAGUUGGCAUUGCAAAAAGCGGCUAAACAAUCAACAGUCGGCCAAUUGAUACUCUUAUAUGUAAAUCUGUAUGGUUAUAUUUUAUGACGUUGCUAAUGAAUGCAAACAAAUGCCUUGAGAUUCUCGUUGGUCAACGUAAAUAUGGUUAAAAAUAGGAAAUCGCACCCUAAGUUAGAGUAAACAAGAAUCGGUUAUGGCGUAACUAUUGUCCAUCCAACGCUUUUGGUCUCCUCUUUCGCCAGAACAUUAGCCAAAAAUGUGUGUCUGUUGGUACUUUGAACUCCCAAUCCGUUCUGAAAACUUUCCACGCGCAAGACGAGCGUGGUCUGGGCUUAUUAAUGAUUUUUUUAUUUUAUUUAUUUGUGCUUUAUCCCUUAUAUAUAUAUGUACAUUUCAUUAAAGCUAAUGGUAUAAUUUGGUAUUUACAGUGUUUAGCUAAGGCUUUCAUCUGAAAUAUUUAUUAAUUAUGUCUAGUUGACCUGUUUUUAGUUUUUUGUAUAACAAUAUUUAUUAUUUAUUAAGGAAAACAAGGGAGAAGAAAAACCUUAAUUGACUUACAACUAACUUAAAAAACUAAGACUUGAAACAAAAGAUUGUUAAUAUUGUAUUUUUUGUUGAACUUUUUGUACACCUACUUUUAUAUGUAGGUACUUAGUGUUUGUGUAAUAAGGUAAGUUCAUUAUUAAUUUUAACAGCUUGUUUUGGCAUAUUUGAAGUUUUUUGAUAUGAGUUUGAGCACAUCUACCCCAAACAGGUGACCCAUACAUUAAUAUUGGAUUAAAAAUUGUUUUAAAAAUUA
Drosophila mauritiana is the source of this 5815-nucleotide messenger RNA. Its product is annotated as phospholipid-transporting ATPase ABCA1. Gene Ontology annotation, cellular component: intracellular membrane-bounded organelle; membrane. Gene Ontology annotation, biological process: transmembrane transport; lipid transport. The coding region runs from base 20 to 4897 and encodes 1625 amino acids. Lineage: Eukaryota; Metazoa; Arthropoda; Insecta; Diptera; Drosophilidae. Gene Ontology annotation, molecular function: ABC-type transporter activity; ATP binding; lipid carrier activity. The record is from RefSeq and is a predicted model, not a curated record. The transcript is spliced from 9 exons.